Exophiala aquamarina CBS 119918 is the source of this 627-nucleotide messenger RNA. RefSeq lists its product as uncharacterized. Gene Ontology annotation, biological process: cellular response to oxidative stress; cell redox homeostasis. Gene Ontology annotation, cellular component: cytoplasm. The transcript is spliced from 3 exons. The record is from RefSeq and is a predicted model, not a curated record. Lineage: Eukaryota; Fungi; Ascomycota; Eurotiomycetes; Chaetothyriales; Herpotrichiellaceae. Bases 1 to 627 code for a protein of 208 amino acids. Gene Ontology annotation, molecular function: thioredoxin peroxidase activity.
AUGGCAUUUUGCCCCUUGUGGAAACGAAAAGCAAAACUCCCUUCGAUCCACGCAGCUUCAAGCUACAUAGACACCAGCUUUCCGUCAGACCUGCCAGCUCCUGAAGACGAUGGGUUGUAUAAUCAUCUUACGGAUUUGGAGAUCCCGAAAAGUCUUUCGCUCCCUGCAGCAACAGACCCAAGUACGAAGGUGACGCUGGCUGAUUUACCGGGAUUGACGAUUGUGUUUGUGUAUCCGAGGACAGGUGCACCGAACGAAACGGUCCCGGAUUCUUGGAACGCCAUCCCAGGCGCCCGUGGCUGCACCCCACAAGCGUGCUCGUUCCGCGACAACCUUCCUCAGCUGACUUUUCUUGGGGUUUCUCAGAUAUAUGGCGUCUCAACACAGUCGACUUCAUACCAGGCUGAGGUGCACGAAAGACUGCAUUUGCCGUACGAUUUGCUCAGCGACGAGCAAUUGACCUUCCAGCAAGGCUUGAAUCUGCCCACCUUCGAAUGGGAGGGCACGAAGGUGCUGAGGAGAUCGAUGAUCGCCAUCGAGAAGGGCCGGGUUCUCAAGUGGUGGUAUCCUGUGUUCCCUCCCGAUAGAGGCGUAGAGGAUGUGCUUCAGUGGCUGAAAUCGAGGUAG